Messenger RNA from Suillus paluster, 1638 nucleotides. RefSeq lists its product as uncharacterized. The transcript is spliced from 8 exons. Lineage: Eukaryota; Fungi; Basidiomycota; Agaricomycetes; Boletales; Suillaceae. Gene Ontology annotation, molecular function: ATP binding; ABC-type oligopeptide transporter activity; ATP hydrolysis activity. Bases 1 to 1638 code for a protein of 545 amino acids. The record is from RefSeq and is a predicted model, not a curated record.
AUGCGUUUCCCCUUUGUCCUUGCUUUUGUUGCUGCUUUGGCAACAUCAAUAUCUGCCAGUGACGCUGAGGCUGAGAAAUGUCCUCACUUUUGCUGGAAUGAUGGCGACUGCUGGAUCUGCUCGGAACCCCACAAUUGCAAGGUUGUGGCAUUGAUUGAGGAUAGAGAUCGAAGCAGAAAGAAUAGACGAAGUAGAGCUGAUCACGGCGGGGAAAUUGACGGUCCUGCACUGGAUUACCUAAGCGUUGCCAAAAGCGGAGGAGGCGCGUCUGGCGGAGGUGGUGGUUCGAAGGAGUCGCGUCUGGGACGAGCUGUGGACGGAAAAUUCUGGGGACGGUCGGCAGAGCUUGCACGACAUUUUGCCACCGUGCGGAGUCCUGGACCGUCAAUUUUCCAGUCCGAACGUGCUGAUUCCACACGCACAAAGCGUGCGGUUCUCCGCGAAAUUCUGACGGCUGCAGCUUCGGGUCGAGAAAUUGACGGUCCAAACUCCGCUCGGGUUUACAGUCCCAAUGCCAGCAGCCACAAAUUCGCGGCAACUGUCCUGGCAUUUUCUUGUGCUCAUCCUGACGUGCGGGCAUACAACACCCUGGGGAGAUGUUAUAACCCUCGGCUGAGAGACCCUCUCCUCCCAGUCCUUCGAGAGCCUGAGGGUCUAGAUCAAGGCUACGAGACGCUAUUAAGCGGCACUGGUGCAGAAGGCAUCCAGUUGAGCGGUGGACAACGCCAGAGAUUCGUAAUCGCGCGGGCGCGAAUACGUGACCCUGACGUCUUGAUUCUUGAUGAAGCAACAUCAGCCUUAGACCCCCCAACUUGCGCACUUAUCGUGGCCGCUAUUCGCCAAAACCGCACCACCACCAUCAUCACGCACGACGUCGUCUCAAUCGAAGAACAAGACUUUGUCUGCGUCAUGCGAGAAGGCUCUGUCAUCGAGCAAGGGUUCCAAUCGGACCUCCUGCAAGCGGAUGAUGAGUUUGCCCGGAUGCUUCGUACUUGGGGGCUUGACGUUGAAUACGAGCUUCCUGGAUACGACGCAGUUGCAGAGAUCCUCGCAGCGGAGGAUGACGACGAUGAGCUCCCGGUUCACGAACGACACAUGAGCAUGGCGCCUACGCUGGGUGGUAUGCGCCCUGUCACUGUGACACUUGGAAACUGGAUGUUCGAUGUCGUCGCGGAACUUACGAAGACGAGUGUACCUCCACCGCCUAUUCCUACUGCGGCAGAGAAAGACAAGGACUGGCAGAUGAGUCGAUUCAUUCCUCCUAGUGCCUUACCCAGAGAAAAAAUGCCGCAGUUCGAGGGUGGAGCAACUGGACGACUAUGGAGACCGAGCAGCAUGUCGAUUGUCAUUCCCGAGGUUGCGGUUCCCGCUCGUACAUACGACGGUCGUCGUUUCAGCUUGCAGUUCACACCCACUACCCCGAGCUUUCCUGUACGGGAGCCCGUGUCCAUGGUUGAAGAUGACGAGGAGUUCGAGACUGAGAAGGAGGCAGUGUCGUCGUACUUCCAUCUGGCGAAGAACCCCAAGACCAAUCCGACAUCUCCCCACCCCCAGGCCUCUUCGCCAUCCUCCGCGCCGUAUAUCCCACCAUCCCCCCAAAACCAGCCGUUUUCAUCGGGCUCAUCAUCUGCCUCCUAA